GUUUUAUCCAUGAAGGAAAGGUGCUGCAGUAUUGUUUGUGCUCUACCGUGCUCAAUGAGCAUCCACCUCUCGGUCGCUCAUUAUUUCGUGUUGCAUUGUUUCUUGUCUACGCUAUAUGCUUCAGAGUGGUCAUGGUGAAGACGCUCUUUGAGAGACAAUACUAGCAUUAAGUCGGACGAUAAUGUUUUUUCGAGCACAUCAUUUUCUCAUAAUUCGGUAUCGUCGUGCUUUGCUCGCAAAGACUAUUACUUAAUCGUCGUACUGUCGUUCGUCCUACAGUCGUUGACCGUCGGUCGUGAGAGAUGCGUUUUGAAAUUGGUCUUUAUCAUCGAGCAUGCAAAGCUGGCGCCUGUUUCAUGAAGACGAGUCAGGAGUCGAUUAAAAACCCGUCAACAUCGAAUUGUAGGCAUUUCCUGUUAUUUCCCCACCUCCCAUUUUUAUAUUUGCAAAAUUGAAGGCACAAAUCCUUGAACAGGUAUUCGUUUUGCAGCAGUAUAAGGUAGAGUUUUUCGCUGAAAAAUUCACCAGGUGACAACUAACAUGGGCAUGAUUGUUUUUUGCAAAUUUCUGCAGACGUAGGGUAGACAAAAAAAUACACGCCUUAAAGGCACUUCUGUGGACAGACUUUUACGUGUUUAGAGAAUACCUAGCGCUAGCGCAUCAAACAGCCGACAAAAUGGCAUCCUGGGGACCGAAGAACGUGUUUACGCCGACGACGCUCUGCGGCAACUGGAGCGAGGACAGGUUAGCAGUCUGUUUGCUUGUCGUGAUCUUAUGUUUAAUUGCUGCAGCUUGUUCAUCAAUAAUCUUUGAUGUCAUGCAGAAAUGCAUGCAAAUAGACUAUCUAUUAUCAAUGAAGUACUCCCUUUGUCGUUCGGAAAUUGAUUCAAAACCAUCUACAAGUAUUAAAACAACGCCAGGUGGGACGUGAAGUUUCAGGAGAAGGUACGAUAUUCGAAGGUGUACUCCCUUCCGACACGAAGCGCGGGAAAUUGGAGCAAGACGAGUGAUGCCCACGGAGACUGGUGUCGAGAGGAAAUGAUCAAAAAGUAUACUUAUUCUGAAUAGUUCGCGUCGGCAUACUAGAACCCUUUACUUUUUUUAGCUCUAGGACAUAGGGCGAGCAGAUUUCGAUUUACAACUCUUUCCUCUCUCUAGUGCGUAAGGUCAGCAAAGACAGUGGAUAUCGUUGUCAUUCCAUUUUGUAUGUGGAUCUGUAGUUGUCCAACAAAGAGAUGUUGAAAUCUUGUGCAACGAACUCUAAAGGAACACUGUCGUGCGUGAGAUUGACUACCUGAAGCGUGAUGAUAUCGACUUGUCGGAGACGUAUGCAACGACGCAACGAGCAGUCUUCACUGACCCAAAGACUAGACCAGUUUCGCCUGAUGUCAACCCUUUUCUGGGCAAGGAGCGAUUCCUCGAAGACUACAGGAAGACGUGGUAUAAUUUCUACAAUGAACAAGACAUGGGACAUGAAAUGAACUAUAACAAGUGUUUUAGGACCGCUCCUUUUUUCAGGCAAAAAUUCGAUUUUGUGGAGAACGAACUCGGACUGGGUGAAAUUUCUUAGAAGUUUUCUCUUUACCAAGUAUCUCAAAAAUUAACUUUUGUAUAAUCAGGACGAGCUCCGAUGGACAUCAGUUCUACCGCAAGCGGGAUAUGUGAGCUCUUUAACAGCGUCUUUCGGCCUGCUGAUUAUGUUGGUGGAGUUUACUGCUUUCCCCGGCGCUUGUAAUUCAUGCGAAUGACGACCAUCCUGUUGCGUUGCUUCGAACUUCACCUUACAAGUUCCCUAUAAAUAUGGGUAGAAAAGGGAAGAUUUAUCGAUCAACUGUAAUUAAAGACGAUGCAAUGCCAUGGGGGUGAAAAUCGAAAUUCCGAUUCUAAAAACAUGUCAUGCAAUGGAUUUAUUUGUCGCGUACUUUCUUAUCAAAGAAAUUUAUGAAGAUAAUUGUGAUUGAGAUUUUUGUCAACUACCUCUUAAUGACUAAUAUUGAUUCCACUUUCCAAGAUUUUGCCUUCAUUGAUCCUCGUAGUUAAUGAUAGGCACUGCAUAGUUGGUGUCAUUCCUCAGUUAUUUUUGCUUACUAUCGAUUGCUUGUUGUUGUUCUGCGUCGUUCUUGUUCUACGGAAAUAUGUAUAAGGUACGAAAGAUUAUGAUGAACUUAACGUAUAAUCAGCUUUUGAACAGGUAGUAUUCACACAGAUAAUAAUUCUUGACCCUCUCCUUCCCAUCCAUUUCUAAGCAACAACUUCAACCUUUGUGCAUCUCCCUUUUCAGUUAUUUCGAUUAUUCCCACCGACGUAACUAAAAUUGAAGAUACUUUUUGUAGCAGAUCUUGCCUGAGCCUUUCCAAAAAUCGUAGUUUUUUCGGUAAGAAUCUAUCAUCUUCGAUCUUACUUAGUCAAAGACGUAGAAAUAGAUCGUACGUGCCGACACCUUGAACGUCAACCCCGUCGCCCGUUUCAUGAAGAUGGAUGUCAUUCUAUUCUCCACAAAGUACCCGGCCUCUCCCUUUGAUACGAAUCUUGGACGUGGCAUCGUGGUAUAAGGUAGUAAGUACAUGUUUAUACUCAUGAUUUUGUCAUCCGCCGGGUACAGCCGCUCUGGAGCAUGAAUGUUGAGAGAUUCUCGCAUAGAAAACUGCUUGGAGUUUCAAUCUUACAUCGCACACAAGAAGGGAAAAAGAUCAAACAAAUUCAGGAAGCGACUCGAAUGUAGCAUUUUUGAGCGUUUGAGGAUCCCUUGAUCAUAGAGACGCACCUUAGGAUCAAAUUUUGAACAAAAAUUGGCAGGAGAUCCAUCCCACAGGAACAUUAG
Molecule: messenger RNA, 2821 nt
Organism: Amoebophrya sp. A25
Lineage: Eukaryota; Dinophyceae; Syndiniales; Amoebophryaceae
Source: the annotation of a GenBank genome assembly